AAUGCAGCAUCUGAGAGAGUAUAGAGGGGAGAGACGUGCAAAGAAAGUACAACACGCCCUCCCACCUGUGCUGCAUUCUGGGAGGCAGCCUCCACCAAUGAGAAGCAGGCUACGUCACAAGAGGUGCAGUGCAGCUAGGUCCUUGGUAGGUGUGGCCUCUGCAGCACAUGAAACACGUCAUAGAGUGCGCGCACUGAAUUCUGGGAGGCAGCCUUGACCAAUAAGAAGGCGACUGCGUCACAAGAGGCUGGUGGGCGCGCGCCUGCCUGCGCAUUUGGGCUCGCGCUUGGGGCAGCGCCAUUGCCGUGGCCGAGGGCGGCCGGCCGCUCCACCAUGGUGGACUAUUACGAGGUGCUGGGCGUGCCCCGCCAGGCCUCGUCUGAUGCCAUCAAGAAGGCUUACCGCAAGCUUGCGCUCAAGUGGCACCCGGACAAGAACCCCGAGAACAAGGAGGAGGCGGAGCGGAGGUUCAAGCAGGUGGCGCAGGCCUAUGAGGUGCUGUCGGACGCCAAGAAGAGGGACGUGUACGAUCGCUACGGAGAGGCGGGCGUGGAGGACGGGGGCUGCGGCGGGGGCUCCUUCCAGGACUCCUUCCCCUUCGUCUUCACCUUCCGAGACCCGGCCGAGGUCUUCAGGGAGUUCUUCGGCGGCCGCGACCCGUUCUCCUUUGACUUCUUCGGAGACCCGUUCGAGAGCAUGUUGGGGGGGCGGCGCAGCUCCCGGGGCAGCCGGAACAGGGGGCUCUUCUCCACCUUCAGCGAAUUCCCCGCCUUCGGGGGCGGCUUUUCUCCUUUUGAUCCUGGAUACUCGUCUUUCGGUUCCAUGGGGGGCGGGGGCCUGUCUUCCUUCUCCUUGUCUUGCGGGAGUGGCGGGAUGGGCAACUUCCGGUCCAUGUCGACCUCCACCGAGAUCGUCAAUGGCAGAAAGAUCACCACCAAGAGGAUCGUGGAGAAUGGCCAAGAAAGGGUGGAAGUGGAGGAGGACGGAGAGCUAAAGUCCCUGAUAAUAAAUGGCAAAGAGCAGCUGUUGCGCAUCGACACCAACUAAUAGGUCUUGAAAAGCACCGCCGUGAGGAAUAGCAGGAUUUUUUUUUUAAACAAUUGCAAGGGAAUUCUACUUUCAGGACAACUGUACUCAAGAAUUUAUAAACGGUCGAUGCCAACGCCUACUUGUUGUUAUUGUUGGGAUGGACGCGAGUAGGCCCGCUGUUUGCUUUGUCGUUAGAACUGUUGUAAAUAUCUGUGUGCACGUUGCUAUUUAUUAAACAUAGUUCUGAGGCAG
Messenger RNA from Erinaceus europaeus (western European hedgehog), 1281 nucleotides. RefSeq names its product dnaJ homolog subfamily B member 3-like. The transcript has a single exon. Gene Ontology annotation, cellular component: cytosol; endoplasmic reticulum membrane. Lineage: Eukaryota; Metazoa; Chordata; Mammalia; Eulipotyphla; Erinaceidae. Gene Ontology annotation, biological process: protein refolding; positive regulation of proteasomal ubiquitin-dependent protein catabolic process. The record is from RefSeq and is a predicted model, not a curated record. Gene Ontology annotation, molecular function: ATPase activator activity; Hsp70 protein binding. Bases 334 to 1047 code for a protein of 237 amino acids.